AUGGAAGACGAUGACUCGCAAGGAUACUCUGACGAUGAUAAUGGUGACAUGGAUGCUAAGAAGGGUAGUAAGCGAAAACGUGUGAGGGCAUCAAAGGCCUGUGACCAGUGUCGAAAACGUCGUACGAAAUGCUCAGGAUCUGAACCCACUUGUAUCUCAUGUCUCGCUCUAGGCAUAGAGUGCAAUUACAGUCCUAGUGAAAGGAGACGUGGCCCAACUGCGUUUGCAAAUGAAAUCACUCAAAUCAAACAAAGGCUUCACCAAUUGGAAGCCCAAGUCGCUGCCAUGUCGCAAGGAACUCCAGCAAAUCACGCAACGCAGCCUAGUACACCGACUGUCGUGAACAAUAUUAUUAAGAACGAGCCCAAGUCUCCGCAUCCUGCUGCUACUGAAUCGCUUUAUGUAGCACAUGCAUCUCAGUUUGUCCGCUACUUUGGAUCCACAUCGUCAGGAGCUAGCAACCUCUUUCCAUUGCUACCAACAUUCAACAAGGGUGUACUGAAAUGGGCAAGCAUCCCACCUACACCAGCUCCUUCAACUCACCCACAACCAUCUGCAGAACUUGUACAGUACUUGAUUGAUGUGCAUUUCAAACAUGUACAUCCCGUCUUUCCUUGCAUCAACGUCAAAGAUUUCGAAACACAAUCGAAAGAAAAGCGAAGAUCAUCUACCUUCAGCUUCCUCCUAGAAUGCAUCAUGGGCCAUGCAGUCAACAACAUAUCCUCACUUGCAGCAUUUGGCAUUAGCGACGUUGCGGCCUUCCAAGCUGCCUGCUUUACCCGCGCACGUGGCUAUCUGUUUGAGAAUCUGGAUAAGAGCAAUCUCCAUAUAUGUCAGGGGCUGUUGUUUAUCGCGUUGGUGGGAAUUAUUUCGCCGGAACGUGCUAAUGCGUGGGUGUAUAGUGGGAUGGCAAUGAGAGUUGCGCUUGAACUGGGAUUGCAUAGAAAUACUGAACGACAUCAAGUACGCUUCAGUUUUGAUGACGCUACUGCUAAAUCGAUGGUCGAUACCUUCUUUUGCUGCUAUGUGGUGGACAGAUAUUCUUCAUUGUCGUCUGGAAGGCCCAUUGCUCUUCCUGAUCGAGAUUGGGACACUCCAUUCCCACAAGCUACAGAAGGACUGCGUCUCCUGAAAAGCCAAGCAGAACUAUGCGUUCUCAUCGGUGAAGUUUGUUCAGCCGGUAACGCUGUACGCUCUUCCCAAAGUGAACGAGCUCUUGAGCUUGAAAACAUCAAGCAAAAACUCACUCAUUGGUAUGAUGAGAAUGGAUCUGCUAUCCCCGGCACUCCCACUGAAAUUGGUCUUGUCGCAACAUAUCACUGUCUUUGCAUACUUGAUCAUCGCUUCUCGAUUGGAAGAUUUGAUGCCACGACUCGUGCCAGUUCGGAAUGUAUUGUGCAAGUAGUGUCGAAAUUCAAACCCGCUCCGCUGAAUGAGCAAGAGUAUGAUCCAGUCUUUCCGCUUCUACCAUAUCUCGUAAUGAUUGCAGUUGGCUCCCUAGUCUCUGACGCACUGAAUGGCGACCUCAGCGCCCUUGUCCCACUACGCAAAGUACAGGAAAUCUUCUUGCGCUUGUCUCGUGUGUCGUCCAGUGCUGAAAGGCUGUUGAGUGUCGUUGGAGUCAUUCUUAUGCAAAAGGGCAUUACAAUCCCAGGCGGCUGGCCAAUCCCUUCCAUGCCAUCAAAUGCCAGCUCUCAGCCACAACAGGUUCUGCCGCCUCAACUGCCACUCAAUACCAUGAAUACUAUUCAGGGAUGGGCGGCUGCCAAUGCGCCAUUGCCUAUGGGAGGCCAGCAGCAGCAGGAGUUUGAUGCGUUUUAUGGUGAUUCGAUACUUGAUGAUUUGUUUAUGCCUUUGUAUGGUAUGAACCCACAGGGUGCCGAGUAG
Messenger RNA from Synchytrium microbalum, 1887 nucleotides. RefSeq lists its product as uncharacterized. The record is from RefSeq and is a predicted model, not a curated record. NCBI's taxonomy places the organism in Eukaryota, Fungi, Chytridiomycota, Chytridiomycetes, Synchytriales, Synchytriaceae. Gene Ontology annotation, biological process: regulation of DNA-templated transcription; DNA-templated transcription. Gene Ontology annotation, molecular function: DNA binding; zinc ion binding; DNA-binding transcription factor activity, RNA polymerase II-specific. The transcript is spliced from 11 exons. The coding region runs from base 1 to 1887 and encodes 628 amino acids.